Molecule: messenger RNA, 260 nt
Organism: Staurois parvus
Lineage: Eukaryota; Metazoa; Chordata; Amphibia; Anura; Ranidae
Source: the annotation of a GenBank genome assembly
GUGGGAGGAGUAGUGCCACGUCAUUGGUGUCAGUGGGAGGAAUAGUGUCCCAUCACUGAUGUCAAUGGGAGGAAUAGUGCCCCAUCAUUGGUGUCAGUGUGGGAGGAAUAGUGCCCCAUCGUUGAUGUCAGUGGGGGGAGGAAUAGUGCCCCAUCGUUGGUGUCAGUGGGGGGAGGGAAUAGUGCCCCAUCGUUGGUGUCAGUGGGGGGAGGAAUAGUGCCCCAUCGUUGGUGUCAGUGGGGGGAGGAAUAGUGCCCCAU